GGUGGCAGUCAGGUUGUGGGGUGGCUACCAAUUGUUGCCAAGGAUGACAAGUAUAAAGGAACAACUGAAUGGGCAAACUUCAAGAACAUUGUAUGGCACAAAUUAUUCAAAAAGUUAUUUGAAUCACUGGGGGGGUAUGCAAAGACCGGAUUCUGGUUUGAACUAUGUGAUGGCUCUCUUAUGUGGCUGUUCCCUAUCAUACUCAUCCUUUCAGCCAACUGUGAAGAGCAGUAA
Molecule: messenger RNA, 234 nt
Organism: Coniophora puteana RWD-64-598 SS2
Lineage: Eukaryota; Fungi; Basidiomycota; Agaricomycetes; Boletales; Coniophoraceae
Exons: 2
Source: RefSeq, a predicted model, not a curated record